UUUAUUUCCCACUUUUCCAGGUCUGUUAUCUUUGCCAUCCUUUUGCGUUCGCUUGUGUUUUCUUCUGCUUCCAGCAGCUGUGCUUCCACCGGGAAGUCAGGGUUCCUCAUGGCAGCAUCACCAACGUCUUCAACUUCAACGUUCCUCCUCCGGUCGGGGUUGAGGUCCUCCCCGGUUUCCUGGUCUACAUCCUGGAGGGUCAGGAAGCAAAGUUUCCAUGGGAUGACUGUUUCUCUCGGGUGUUUAGUCGCUCUCCUCUGAGGUCUGACCUUCAUGCUGAGACUGGCCUUGCUUCCUCUCAAGGACAGCACUUUGACCUUGACUGUUUGUCCUCUGCUGACGGCGGACACGUCUGCCACUCGUCCUUCCUUUUGCAGCUCCGAGACAUGCACAAGCCCUUCCCAGCGCUUCCUGCAGAGCAAGAGGAGCAUGUCCAGCAGGGGAAGCGGGAGGGACGCAUGGAGAUAUGCAGGUUGAAGGACACCCUUCCUCGCUCACCUGAGGCAUUCCAGCUGCUGAAGGAGGAAGUUGGUGAGUGCGUGAUAAACAUGCCUGAUGUGUUCGACGCUCAAGCGACGGAAAAGAGGAGGCGGAUGAGCGUGUGGUUGGCAUGUCGGAGGCAAAGUUCGCAGAGCACGGACGCCAUGAUGCCGGCGGUUCGCGCCAAAAUGAGUGCGCAGCCGCCAUGAUGGAGGUGCGUCACGACGCGAAGGGGAGCAAACAUGGCCGCCUAUAAAGCCUAUAAAGCUCAGUUCGAGCUGGUGGCUGAUGUGUCAGGUUGGCCUGGGAGGUUGAAGGCGCUGCUGUUGGCAUCAUCAUUGACAGAUGAGGCAACGUCCUGCUUGCUGCUGCUGAGCCCGGAAGAGAGGCUAAAUUAUAGCAAGCUGGUUGGCGCGGUGCAGAGGCGCUUUGGGGUGUUUGAUGUGAAAGACAUCACACGCUGUGAGUUCAAGCACCGUCCGUGAUCGACAGCCAGGGGAGCUGCUCCGCUCCCUGGCCCAUGACAUCGAGACCCUGGGUCGGCGCGCCUAUGCCGGGAUGCCGGGCUCGAUCCAGAGCGAUACGUGAUACGUGACCAGUUCGUCCAGGCAUUAAGACCAGAUGAGCUGCGCAUGCAUGUCCAGCUAGAGACCCUCGAGCUCGCCGUGGAGAGAGAUUACAGCCAAGGGGGCGCUGCAGUCACCAGACCACCCGGUCACAGCUGCAAAUUUGGCGGAAAAGGCGGAACAAAGGCCAGCGUGGAUGGAGGAACUGGUCUGUGCAACAAUGGCCCAGUGCGAGGAAAGAGGUGAUCGCCACUCACGCCCCGUGAUCUGCUGAGGGUGUGGUCAACCAGGCCACCUGCUGCGUCGCUGCCUCAAGUCCAAUGACCAGCGGGGAAUCGGGAGGGGCCCCGUGUAGCCCGAAUGGCAUGGGUCCUUUCUGCUGUUAACCGGGAACGGCAGCCACCAGAAGAGGAGGCCGUGCGUGGGGACCAGUAUAACAACGGUGCAGCUGUUGUGACUGUGGGCUGGACGAGUCCGCUCGCCCGAAGCGGAUCUGUGCCCUGGUGGGGGCAGCGUCAUCAAGCCCACACACUGUGGAAGACCGGAUGGAGCCGAUCUGUUCCAUUUGGGAAAAGAACUGUGCUGGCCUAGACACAAGGCAGCAAGACCAAUUGUGGAGAGUGCUGUGGGACUUCAGGGACAUCUUUGCUCUUGAUGAAAAUGAGGUGGGUCUCACGCACCUUGUUGAACACCACAUCGACACAGGGGGCGCACGACCAAUCAAGGUGCGGCCCUGUCGCCUGCCAAUGGCCCAGGAGGAAGCGGCUGAUAAAGAGAUCCAGGCCAUGCUGGAGGCGGGGAUCAUAGCACCCUCUGACAGUCCGUGGGCAUCUGGCGUUGUGAUGGUCCCCAGAAAAAAAGAGUGCCAGGCUACAGUUAUGUGUAGACUACAGACCACUGAAUAAGGUCACGAGGAAGAAUUGUUACCCACUUCCUCGGGUGGACGAGAUGCUGGACCUUGUGUCAGGGUCCGCAUGGUUCUCGUCGCUUGACCUGCGCAGUGGGUACAGGCAGGUCCCCCAACCCUUGAGUCAAGACCAAAGACCGCAUUCGGCACCACCAGGGGGCACUGGCAAUUCAGAGUCAUGAGUUUCGGACUUUGCAAUGCACCAGGGACAUUCGAGUAACUGAUGGACACUGUGCUUGCAAACAUUCCCAGAAAGCAGUGUCUAGUGUUCCUGGACGACGUCCUCGUCCAUGGGAGGUCCUUCCUUGCUGCAGGAGGCUAGUGUUGGGGAGGAUUGCAGCGGCUGGACUAAAACUGCAUCCAGAAAAGUGCCACUUUAUGCCGCGACAGGUGGAGUUCUUGGGCCACAGGGUGGAUGCAAGUGGUGGUCCAUAGCGACAAACAUUGCAGAGACGUCUCUGACCAUCGAUGGCAUCUACUACGUGGUGGACCCUGGCUUUGUCAAGCAGGUGGUUUACAACUCCAAGACGGGCAUCGACCAGCUGGUGGUGACGCCCAUCUCACAGGCUCAAGCCAAGCAGAGGGCGGGCCGAGCUGGGAGAACCGGUCCAGGGAAGUGCUACCGUCUCUUCACGGAGCGGGCCUACAGGGAUGAGAUGUUGACCACAAACGUGCCCGAGAUCCAGAGGACCAACCUGGCCAGCACGGUGCUCUCACUGAAGGCCAUGGGCAUCAACGACCUCCUCUCCUUUGACUUCAUGGAUGCUCCUCCCAUGGAGACCUUGAUCACAGCCAUGGAGCAGCUCUACACCCUGGGAGCCCUGGAUGAUGAGGGCCUGCUCACACGUCUGGGCAGAAGGAUGGCAGAGUUCCCUUUGGAGCCCAUGCUGUGCAAGAUGUUAAUCAUGUCCGUGCAUCUGGGCUGCAGUGAGGAGAUGCUCACCAUCGUGUCCAUGCUGUCUGUGCAGAACAUCUUCUCCAGGCCAAAGGACAAGCAGAUCCAAGCGGACCAGAGGAAGGCCAAGUUCUUCCAGCCCGAAGGCGACCAUCUCACCCUGCUGGCCGUCUACAACUCCUGGAAGAUCAACAAGUUCUCCAACCCCUGGUGCUUUGAAAACUUUAUCCAGGCUCGCUCACUGAGGAGAGCGCAGGACAUCCGAAAGCAGAUGAUGAGCAUCAUGGACAGGCACAAGUUGGACGUGGUGUCCUGCGGUAAGUCAACCAUGCGUGUCCAGAAAGCCAUCUGCAGCGGUUUCUUCAGGAAUGCCGCCAGAAGGCAUCCCCAAGAUGGCUACCGUACCCUCAUUGACCAGCAGGUGGUCUACCUCCACCCCUCCGGUACGCUGUUCAACCGCCAGCCCGAAUGGCUGGUCUACCAUGAGCUGGUGCUGACCACCAAGGAGUACAUGCGCGAGGUGACCACCAUCGACCCACGCUGGCUGGUGGAGUACGCGCCCGCCUUCUACCGGGUGGCCAACCCCACCCGCCUCAGUCGCCAGAAGCGGCAGCAGAAGCUGGAGCCGCUCUACAACCGCUAUGAGGAACCCAACGCCUGGCGGAUCUCCAGAGAUUUCAGACGCCGUUGAUCCUGGGUCCCUGUCGUCAUGGAUACCGAGCUACAGCAUGCACAUGCACUGCAAAGGCAGUGGAAUCCCCCCUGGAAGCGUGCACGUGAGCUGAGGAUACUGUCAAAGCACUGGGCUGCUCCUUCCUUUGAAAGACUUUCCGCCCUUAUCCCGCCGUCAAAUACUGCUCUUGAUGCGCAAUCAUCCUUCACAGGCCUAAAUGGGAGCGCCAUCAUCGGCUCAAAUUUUCUCCGGUAGGGAAAUUGCUGGAUGGGAGUCCAAAUGUACGACCAUGCUGUUUUGACUCACGCUGCUCCCGAGUGCUCAUCAUGUGUUGCAGCGUCACAGUUGCCACUCUGAAGACUUCAUGCAUCCAUUUGAUGGGAUUUCAGUCCCUCAACACACACACACACACACACACACACACACACACCGUCAUCAUCAUCACAUCAGUCUUCAGGAGUAGUGAGCUGUGUCAAAGUGGAGAGGAAAUGGGUCUGAUGGAAAUAAGAGGGAAAUGCAAAUGUCCUACUGUGAUGAUGAGCUUCUGCACAAUGGGACGACAGCCCAGAUGAGCUC
Messenger RNA from Doryrhamphus excisus (bluestripe pipefish), 4097 nucleotides. The record is from RefSeq and is a predicted model, not a curated record. Lineage: Eukaryota; Metazoa; Chordata; Actinopteri; Syngnathiformes; Syngnathidae.